AUGCGUGUACUCUCAAACCUCAGUCACGAUGAGCUACCGCCCAUCAGCAUGAAUACGUCAGUCAAGCCUAAAGAGGUGGCGCCUUUCCUGCGCAGCCUCCGCAGCAUGCUUGAGAAUGAAAGCGCCGAGAUUUUGCGCUGGACGCCCAACGGCCGAGCUUUUGAGAUCCUUGACAUGGAUCGUAUGAUGGAGGAGGUACUGCCCAAAUAUUUCAAGCACCGCAAGUACGCAAGCUUCCAGCGCCAGCUCAACUACUUCAGCUUCAGAAAGUGGACUAAGUCCAAGGCCGUUGUCUGCACCUUCUCAAACGACUGUUUCCUGCGCGACCGCCCUGAUCUCUCUUGGCACAUCACGCGCAAGAGGUCGGCACACAUGAGCGGCAAUUUCAUGCCGCGGAAGCCACGACCUGCCGUGUCUGGUGUGCCAAAACGCAGCGUCGAGUUGGAGCCCAUAAAGCUAGAGUCUCAACGAUCCCAGCGGUUCCCGAGCAAGAACUCAUGGAAGCGAGAUAUUAUGAUCCGCGUCCCUCAAGUGCCUAGUGCCGUGCUCACUGGUGGUCCGGGCGGCAUGGGACAGCCGAUUCCGUCACCCACCGACAUGGACAUGAUGCUGAUGGAAAACGAUAUCGAGCCGCAGAGGUAUUUACAGUCAAUCAGUAGUUUUGCCACGCCGCCUCUGAGUGAACAGGACGUAGACUCGCUUGAGUGGAUCGAUAGCUUCCUGCCAUCGCUUGAUGGGUUUACUCGACAGGACGAGCCAGUGUUUGCAGGAAACACCGUGAACGUGAGUGCUAGCGCACUCAUGCAUCCGACGCCGCAAUACCUCGUGCCGUCGGGAGGAAACUACGCCUGUUCGACUUUUCUGUAA
Messenger RNA from Peronospora belbahrii, 867 nucleotides. NCBI's taxonomy places the organism in Eukaryota, Oomycota, Peronosporomycetes, Peronosporales, Peronosporaceae. The record is from the annotation of a GenBank genome assembly.